Molecule: messenger RNA, 2219 nt
Organism: Saccostrea cuccullata (small rock oyster)
Lineage: Eukaryota; Metazoa; Mollusca; Bivalvia; Ostreida; Ostreidae
Product: organic cation transporter protein-like
Exons: 10
Coding region: 16-1683 (555 amino acids)
Biological process (GO): transmembrane transport
Cellular component (GO): membrane
Molecular function (GO): transmembrane transporter activity
Source: RefSeq, a predicted model, not a curated record
UAAUAGUUUAUAACAAUGGAUGUAGACAAUAUUUUACGGUCGUUAGGAACUUAUGGGCGAUAUCAAGUUCUACAGUUUGCUUACAAUCUGUUCUGUUUACCGAUUCUGACAUAUCCAGUAGUCAUUUAUGUAUUUGUUGGUUACAUUCCAGACUUUAAAUGUAAGAUACCAGAAAAACACGUGACAAAUUACUACGCCGACAUCAAUACGUCAUAUAACGUCACAAUCCAUUCGAUUCAAUGUGACGUCAUCUAUGAGACAAACAGGUCUGGGGUUCUCACACGGGAGACUAUUCCAUGUCGGGAUGGAUACGAAUAUUUUGGCCAGGAGACCACUGCGUCAGAGUGGAAUCUUGUUUGUGGAGCCGAGGGCCUAGGAAGUAUGUCAACCACAAUGACGGUGAUUGGACAGAUGAUAGGAGCUGCACUGUUUCCCGCCCUGGCAGAUAAAUACGGUCGUCUGCUGAUCUCCUACACAAACUUUAUCGCCAUGGCUCUGUGUUAUGUGUUGGCAGCUUUUGUUCCUUGGUUCAGUGCCUUCGUCAUCUUAAGAUUACUAAUGGGGGCCUUUGGCCAGGGAGCUGGAUUGACGUUGGCAACCCUGCUUUUGGAGAUUUUUCCCGCUGAGUCACGUGGCAAUGUUGUCUCUAUCGGAAGUGUAGCCUGGUCUCUCUCCAUUUCUUCCAUAUCUCUAGUAGCCUACCUCCUCCGUAACGUAUCCUGGAGAUACACCAUGCUGGCUGCCGGUAUCAUAGGCUCCCAUAGCCUGGCUUCACGCUGGAUCCUUCAAGAAUCUCCUCGAUGGCUUGUAGCAAAUGGUAGAUACGAGGAGGCAAAACAAUGGAUAAAACGAGCUGCCAAGUGGAACAAAAUAGAUCCUUCUAUUAUAAUAGACGAGUUUGACUCUGAAUUACAGAGUAGUGAAUUACAGUUGCUUGUAGAUGAAACCACUGUGUAUAACAAACCCGGGACAAACGAUGAACAGACCGGGAAAAAGAGAAAGGAGGAGAGGUUGUCUGUUUUGGAUAUUUUCAGGCAUAAACACAUUCUACUGACGUCCGUCAUAGUGUGGAUAGUAUGGUUUGUAAACAGUAUCACGUAUUAUGGACUUUUUCUGACCUCCGGUACCAUGAGUGGAAAUGUGUAUCUUAAUUUCUUCCUAAAUGGCAUCGUUGAGAUCCCAAGCAUUUUUCUCUAUUUGUUUACAAUCAACAGAUAUGGUAGGAAGAAGACCUGUGUCAUGUUUCACGCCAUCGCUGGUGUUAGUCUGACCUUGACUGCCGUCCUUAACUUUACAGCAGAUACACCAGCGUUGAAGGGGUUGGCCUCGGCUCUGAGUUUUGCCGGAAAGUUUGGAAUAUCUGGUUCAUUCAUGACGAUUUUCCUAUACACACCAGAAAUAUAUCCUACAAAUUUAAGAGCUUUAGGUAUGGGUCUGGCAUCUGCUGCGGCUAGAAUAGGAGGGAUGAUCUCUCCUUAUGCAGCCUUGUUCGGCGCCUAUAUCCCAUGGGGUCCAGGUGUGGUGUUUGGCUCUCUGUCACUCGUGGUAACAGUUCUGUUUCUAUGGUUACCCGAAACAACUGGGAAGGAACUGCCAGAUACCCUAGAAGAAGCCAAGAAUUUCUAUGUACUGAAGGACAACAAGAAAAAGACCACAAUGAAUGCUUUAAACGGAGAUUUCUAGCAAAAAAUUGACAAGACUCUACACGUUUCUAAUUGUAAAUUACAAAAGUGUACACAUUAUACAGGAGAAACGAGCUUUUUUGUAUUUAUCAUACAUCAUAGUCAAUAUGCAUUCCUAAUGAAGAGAAGAGGUGACCUUCCAUGUUUGACAUCGUAUUCGUAGGUUUUGGUUAUUUGAAGCAGAAGAUAAAAUGUUCAUUUUUUGAACGAACGCACCGUAACAAUAGCUUAUUCGAUUAAGCGGUUGUUCUGUUGCAUGUUGGAGAGAGGAUUGAUAUUUAAAAGAAAAUCUCAUAUCACUUCCUACAAAACUUUCGGAAAACGUGAGGUAGAUCCAGCAUCUGACCCUUGUCAUUUGGUUUGAAAUCCAAAAUGAAACACCGGUGCAUGUUUGGUCACGAUAGAGCAUAUAGUUACAUAAGAAUUAGAUCCCCUCCAUAACCUUUAUGCUUUUCACUUAUCAAGACUAGAAAGUUCAAAAUGGAGGCACGUGUCACCUGCACGUUGUAGAUUCAUUAAAGAUGUAAAUAAAUCUAA